AUGUCAGGAUCCCAAAAGGCGUGCUACGUGUGUGGCAAGAUUGGCCACCUCGCUGAAGACUGUGAGUCUGAGAGAUUAUGUUACAACUGUAACCAGCCGGGUCAUGUCCAGUCAGACUGCACCAUGGCCAAGACGGUGGAAUUCAAGCAAUGUUACAACUGUGGGGAGACCGGGCACGUGAAGUCAGAGUGUGACGUGCAGCGCUGUUACAACUGCAACCAGACUGGACACAUCUCGAGGGAUUGUGCGGAUCCUAAAAAGCCCAGAUUUGCUGGUGGCGCUGCGCCAUCGCGUGCUAACAAGGUGUCCUGCUACAGAUGUGGCGGCCCCAACCACAUGGCCAAGGACUGCCUGCAGUCAGACUCUAAAUGCUACGCAUGUGGCAAGGUCGGCCACAUCUCCAAGGACUGCCCUGCUGGCUCGUCUGCCAAGACUUGCUACAACUGCAACGAGGCUGGCCACAUCUCGAGAGACUGCCCUGUGAACUAA
Messenger RNA from Lachancea thermotolerans CBS 6340, 489 nucleotides. It is a transcript of the gene GIS2, whose product is annotated as mRNA-binding translational activator GIS2. Lineage: Eukaryota; Fungi; Ascomycota; Saccharomycetes; Saccharomycetales; Saccharomycetaceae. Gene Ontology annotation, cellular component: cytoplasm. Gene Ontology annotation, biological process: positive regulation of cytoplasmic translation. The transcript has a single exon. The coding region runs from base 1 to 489 and encodes 162 amino acids. The record is from RefSeq and is a predicted model, not a curated record. Gene Ontology annotation, molecular function: mRNA binding; zinc ion binding; single-stranded RNA binding.